AUGCUUGCACCUUGUGGAGAAGACAAUGCCACUCGACACGGUCACGAGCUCUGCCGCUGGAAGUUCUAUUGUGGCAAGUUCUAUCGCUGCAAGUACUAUCGCUGCAAGUACUAUCGCUGCAAGUACUAUCGCUGCAAAUACUGCCUUUCAUCCAGCGACGUCAAGAGGUCCUACGGCACCUGUGACUACCCUUACGCAGAAGAAGAAGAAGAAGACGAGGCCAUCAAGGACUUUUAUUGCUAUGAGGACAAUCGCAGCCGUCCUGACGCUACAGCGAAAGCCAUGUCUACUCAGAACGCGGCAACAGAGUCGAUUUUUAUGCCUCAGUCGUGCGCGAGCCUAGCACAGAGUGUGACAGCGAGCAACAGGACCUCAAAGCUUUCGGCAUACAAGGUGCAAUCGGGUCGUACGGCAAACCUCAGCGUGGCUCAACUAAUGAGUUCGCAAUCUGUUUGCAGACGGCUUCUCACGGAUGCAGAGGAGAGGAGGAGGAUCGGGCAUCUCACUCAAUCAAGCCCGGCAAGAAAGGUGCUCAAUCUCCCGGAGGAAGAAGGCCGCGUGACAUUCACCACGACCUCCCUUGAGUAUGAGCUGUCCAGCUUAGCUGAAAGGACAAAAAGGCCGCGAUCGAUCUACAAACGGGAGGGAGAGAAGGCCCCAUUUCUCUAG
Microstroma glucosiphilum is the source of this 669-nucleotide messenger RNA. RefSeq lists its product as hypothetical. Lineage: Eukaryota; Fungi; Basidiomycota; Exobasidiomycetes; Microstromatales; Microstromataceae. The coding region runs from base 1 to 669 and encodes 222 amino acids. The transcript has a single exon. The record is from RefSeq and is a predicted model, not a curated record.